Messenger RNA from Gadus chalcogrammus (walleye pollock), 3360 nucleotides. Its product is annotated as small ubiquitin-related modifier 3-like. The record is from RefSeq and is a predicted model, not a curated record. Gene Ontology annotation, cellular component: nucleus; cytoplasm. NCBI's taxonomy places the organism in Eukaryota, Metazoa, Chordata, Actinopteri, Gadiformes, Gadidae. Gene Ontology annotation, biological process: protein import into nucleus; protein sumoylation. The transcript is spliced from 4 exons. Gene Ontology annotation, molecular function: ubiquitin-like protein ligase binding; protein tag activity. The coding region runs from base 753 to 1193 and encodes 146 amino acids.
AUUAAGAAACAAUCCAGGCGAAGAAGACGCAAUAGUAACAUAAUCUCAAUAACUAUUGUGUCUUUAAUCAGAAAUUGUUGUGAUGUUGCAUCGUUAGGUCCCUGUGGAUUGUCGUUCCUAUCAAGUAGAAUGUGUUAGACUGUGAUGUUAGAUUUUUAUUUCAUGCCAAUGACAGAUAAAGAAUGUGAUGUUAAACCUUGUAAAUUGAAAAUGCACUCCAUUGAAUCACAUUUCAUUAUAUUGCCUCUUUACAUAGAUAUCAUGUGAUUAUGUUUUCCACUGUAGUCAUUUUUUUCUGUUAUGAUGUAUGUUUCAUUAUCAAAAAGAGUAAAGCCUUAAAUUGACUUGUCACUUUUGCGCAAUGCUAGUAAAUCAAGUAUUAGCAAUUAUUAUUGUGAAUUGCAAAUGCUAUUUCACAUUAACCUUGCAUUAUCAUUUACUUUUGUGCUAAUGUUAUAGUCCAAUAAUGUUUGUAUCCACUUUUAGAUUGAUCAUCAUUGACAUGUUCAUGGUUUGUUCUGAAGUAUUUUGUCCCACAUCAAUACAGUAUGAUGAAGGUAUGUGUCUCUUUGAUCUACUUGACACAACAAACUUGCAAACAACUGAAUUUUCUACAUCAACAGUGUGUUCGAACCUAGAAUGAUCAGUUGUGCAAAUAGUCCCUGUCUUUUUCUGACUCCACGGGCACGCGAACAUGUGUUUGCGCGCACACGUAUCCACGUUCCCGAAAAAUGCGAAACACGUGACAUGGAAUGGUCCAAUCACAAUUUCGUAAUGUGCGCGCUCCCGGUCGAAACCUAACAGACCGAGGAAGAGCCGCCUGCAGACCCGCUAACGCACUGCCCGCUGCCUGGAUAGCAAUCCGUUUUCACAUUGGAAGUGAGGUCUCGGGUAAAAACUGCACAAUGUCUGAAGAGAAGCCAAAGGAAGGUGUGAAGACGGAGAACGACCAUAUUAAUCUUAAAGUAGCGGGUCAAGACGGGUCGGUCGUUCAGUUCAAGAUCAAAAGGCACACUCCGCUCAGCAAGUUAAUGAAGGCAUACUGCGAACGACAGGGCUUGGCGAUUCGUCAGAUAAGGUUUAGGUUUGAUGGACAGCCAAUCAACGAGACGGAUACCCCUGCACAGUUGGAGAUGGAGGACGAAGACACAAUUGAUGUAUUUCAACAACAGACGGGAGGCUCCUUCUCCUAAGAGGACCGUGGACGAACCUCAGAGGACACGACCCCCGGAAGAGCGACUUCUUCUUCUCUCAUUGUCAUUGUUUCUUUUGUUUUGGAUCCUUCCUUCUUCUACCCGCACCCAAACUGAAAGCUCUAUAAUUCAUUCAGGGAUAUUUCGUUGUGGCCAGAUCCUAACAUUGCCACCGUGUUCAAAAUGCUAAAGUAGUGUGUACUAUUUAUCUAGUAUGACAUGUUCCAGACACGAGCAAGCUGGCCCGCAGGGAAACACAAGGGGAGGUCUGUUAGCGAUGCCUAAGAUUAAUAUGAAAUCGCCCACUUAGUGUCUGUUUCUGUACCUGCGGUGAAACUCUGCGGUUCUGAGCACUGCGCCCUCGGUAUACUGGGUGGAAGAGAGCUGAGAUAAAGAUAUGUUGGAUUUCCUAAAAUAUAUAUAUAUAUAUAUAUAUAUAUAUAAACGUAUACAUACAACUCAUGUUAGUCAUCUUUUAAGGAGCAACAGUCAAACUAAUGUCAGAUUUAUCCAUAUUCCAUUUUUAACUAUAGGAACAGAAGAGAAGUAUGUAUAUGGACACUUGACCUCAAUUAUGUCGCUCCCCUUGAGUGGAGUGAUAAUAAACGAUGUUAAUGUAACCCGGACCAAAAAUGUUACGUGAAUAGCUUUCCGAAUGAAGCAGUAUAGUGUCAGGGUGUUCGAUCCCACUACUUAAAGGCUUUACGUCACGUUGGAGCAGGGAUAAGUUCACUUGUGUUUUCAUGCCCCCUCAGUCCUUUGGCCAUAAAAAAAAAGGGAAUCCCCCCCCCCCCCCCCCCCAGCGUCCAAGUCCUCUAUCCCCAACAGGCUUCAUUCACUAAAAUCUAAGUUGUUCACAUGAUCGGCUACAUUACAACCUAAUCAUUGAGGCAUUGCUCUUUUUGGGAGUUCUUGAGUUCUUUGUCAAGACAUUACUGGCACACUGGUCUGACCGAUGGCUGAGGCCGGACUGGCCUUCAGAGGCUGGGGGGAAUUGGUUAACAUCUUUCACAGAUAAUUGUACAUUUUCUUUUUGUUGUCCUUUUACUGUGUACAAUAAAUAUAGUUUGGUACUUAGCCUCUUGCAUUGAUAUAUCAUUUAUGUCUAGAGUACUUUCAAUCCCUCAAGCCGCAACACCCGGUUGCAAGCGCUAUUGAAUGCUGUUAAUAAAUUGCCUAAUUUUAAGGGGAGUGCCACUGAAUUUGAGUGUUUAAGUGGUCAUUGCUAUACUCUGCAGUACUGCUUUGUUAUAAACGUAAUUGCCUUAUCCAAAGGCAUUACAUUUAUGUAUCCCAAGUUAGUGCACAUGUGUAGUGUAUAUUUGAAACUGAAGCUUUGUAGAUAAAUAGGUGAUGAAACAUUUGGUACAUGAUUUACUUUAAUUUGAAAAACGUUAUUUCAUAAUGUGGCAUGUUAUUGUACACUAGAGGGCGCUGUUGUACAUGGAUGUACUGUUCGAUUGUUGACUUGGUAGUAUGAUCACACACGGCUGAAUAGGGUCCUGCUCUCAAUGUUGUAACCGGUUUAUCUACUUUCAAAUGUAUCAGGAUUAUACGUUUAUUUUCAUUUUUUUGAAUGGUCUGGCAGUGGGGUCAUUUUUGACCUUUUGAAAAUGUUUAUGGUUUCUCAGACACCUUUUAUAAAAACUUCAGCAAGUCGUCAAGUGCGACAUGGACCUUAAGCACAAAGACAUUACAUUUGCGCCCAUGUCCAACAGGUGAAUAGCCUGUGCAUCGGUGGAUCAAAGUGUAGACUUUAUAUGCAACCAUGCCAGUUUGGUCUGGUGUGACAGUAGAGCACACAGCUCAAGCACUCUGACAUUUAAAAUAGGGUUAUUGCUCGAAAAUCUGCAACAUUUGGUACAUAAUGUGAAAUGCGUCAGCUGUGCUUGUAUCCCUAAUGGCGCUCACUUACGCCCAGUGUUGAGUUUCUCCAGAGUCCAGUGAAUAACGCCACACCACUGCGCAUCUGGAUAACUUCUGGAUCUUCUCCAAUGUGUUGUUGAUGUCAUCCUCAUGUGACUAAUGUGGAGACUUGGACCCCACCCUGUCAGGAUAUCAAAUUACAUCCCAACAAUGGCUAAAGGGGGCAGAAAAACGUGACCCUAGGAUUAUAUACCUUUGUGUUUUUAAAUAAAACAGCAUUUUGUGUUAAUGAAAUCUUGAC